Glycine soja is the source of this 1664-nucleotide messenger RNA. RefSeq names its product aspartic proteinase CDR1-like. The record is from RefSeq and is a predicted model, not a curated record. Gene Ontology annotation, cellular component: extracellular region. Lineage: Eukaryota; Viridiplantae; Streptophyta; Magnoliopsida; Fabales; Fabaceae. Bases 76 to 1344 code for a protein of 422 amino acids. The transcript has a single exon.
AAAUUCUUCAUCAAACAAGCCUCCCGAAUCUCGAUCCUCUCGUUAAUUAGUUAAUUGUCUCACACAUAUAUAUAGAUGACAAUGGUCGUUUAUCCCACUUCAUUUCAUCUUGCAACAAUCAUUUGUCUCAUGCUUCUCCCUUUACAUAUCUCAGCCACUGAGGGAUUCAGCGUUAACCUGAUUCGAAAAAACUCUUCCCAUGCCCAUGUCCUCCCUCUACGUCGUCUAAUGGAGUUAUCAGCUAUGGAAAAAACUCUUACUCCACAAUCCCCAAUAUAUGCUUACCUUGGUCACUAUCUCAUGGAGCUCUCUAUUGGAACUCCACCAUUCAAAAUCUAUGGCAUUGCGGACACGGGCAGUGAUCUCACAUGGACCUCAUGUGUGCCAUGCAACAACUGCUACAAGCAACGUAACCCCAUGUUCGAUCCUCAAAAGUCCACCACGUAUAGGAACAUAUCAUGCGACUCAAAGCUAUGCCAUAAACUUGACACAGGCGUGUGUUCUCCUCAGAAGCGUUGCAAUUACACCUAUGCCUACGCAUCUGCUGCUAUAACACGAGGCGUUUUGGCGCAGGAAACAAUCACACUCAGCUCAACCAAAGGGAAAAGUGUUCCUCUUAAGGGCAUUGUGUUUGGUUGUGGACACAACAACACGGGUGGUUUCAAUGAUCAUGAGAUGGGUAUCAUAGGCCUAGGAGGAGGGCCAGUGUCACUCAUUUCUCAAAUGGGUUCUUCCUUUGGAGGGAAGAGGUUUUCACAAUGCUUGGUCCCAUUCCACACUGAUGUUAGUGUUUCUAGCAAAAUGAGUUUUGGUAAAGGGAGUAAAGUGUCAGGGAAAGGAGUGGUUUCUACACCUUUGGUUGCUAAGCAAGACAAGACCCCUUAUUUUGUUACCUUACUUGGCAUUAGUGUGGAAAAUACGUAUUUGCAUUUUAACGGUUCUUCACAAAAUGUUGAAAAAGGUAACAUGUUCCUUGAUUCAGGGACACCCCCAACUAUUUUACCGACCCAAUUGUAUGAUCAAGUGGUGGCUCAAGUGAGGAGCGAGGUUGCGAUGAAACCCGUUACGGAUGACCCGGAUUUGGGUCCCCAGCUUUGUUAUCGAACAAAGAAUAAUCUUCGUGGGCCUGUGCUCACGGCCCAUUUUGAAGGUGCAGAUGUAAAAUUGUCGCCAACUCAAACCUUCAUUUCUCCAAAAGAUGGUGUUUUCUGCUUGGGGUUCACUAAUACUAGUAGUGAUGGGGGGGUUUAUGGUAACUUUGCGCAAUCAAAUUACUUGAUUGGGUUUGAUCUAGAUAGACAAGUGGUGUCUUUCAAGCCAAAAGAUUGCACCAAACACAAAUAGGGCCAUGCCUAAGACCUUGUAUCCGUAUGAAAAGCAUUUAUGUUAUGUUGUGUCAUUUAUCAGCAUAUUCAUUGAUGGAUCAAUUAUGGCUUUUGCUUAAAGUGAAGAUUUUCAAAUGUUUCAAUUUACUCUUAAGUUAUGCAUUUCAUCUGGCUUGCUGUACCUUAACAAAUAAAUAACAGCUAUAAAAAACGACACUUGUCUUUUUUUCUUUAGGAAAUAAAAUAAUCAGGCACAAGGGCAAAACGGAUAUACACUCAAGAUCGGGAAUUUGUGUAUGAUUUCUUUAUUUUAUCAAUGUUUUUCCAGUAUAUUUUCAA